GCCGACACAGGCACCGUAGGCGAUAUGCGGGGGUUUGAAUCCAAUAGCGUUUUUGAGUUCACUCCUCAAAAUAUGGACCCGAUUCCGGACGACACCAUUGUGUUCUCAUCGGAUGACGCGGUCUGUGGGGUGGUGGAUGUAGGUACGGGUGCUAUCAAGUGUGAGAACUAA
Molecule: messenger RNA, 171 nt
Organism: Sphaeroforma arctica JP610
Lineage: Eukaryota; Ichthyosporea; Ichthyophonida
Exons: 1
Source: RefSeq, a predicted model, not a curated record